Caenorhabditis remanei is the source of this 726-nucleotide messenger RNA. RefSeq lists its product as uncharacterized. The transcript has 2 exons. The coding region runs from base 1 to 726 and encodes 241 amino acids. NCBI's taxonomy places the organism in Eukaryota, Metazoa, Nematoda, Chromadorea, Rhabditida, Rhabditidae. The record is from RefSeq and is a predicted model, not a curated record.
AUGCUGACAGUGAAGAAAGCUGUGACUGGAACAGUUUCAGUUCUUGGGCGUUCUGUUGCUCCAUUAGAACAAAUGACAUUGAUUAAGAAUUCUAAAAUCGAUCGAGAAGUCAAGGAUGUCCUCAGGCAAUGUCUCAUUACUGCAAUGAAUUUCGAGUCGUCUAGUAAAGACAGUUUAGACAAAUCGAAAACGUUAGUUCGGAAAAGCGGCGACUCUUGUGAAAUUACUUCUCGAUCCGCUGCAUUCACAGCAGCUUCAGCGAUGAAACUGAAAAAGUGGAACGACGUCGACGAUAUGCUUAGAUUGUCUACACAUUGCCCACCAGUUAUCACCAGUUCAAUUCGUAUAAGAUCAUUAGCUGAACAGUCUAAGUUAAGCGAAGCUCUGUCAGAAUUAGAAAAAGUGCUCAUGUUUGAAGAAGAAGUGUUUUCCACAAGUAAUUACAGUGUCAGUGAUGAAGCGCUUGAUUCACUAUGUCAAGCAAUCAAAUCUGCGUCUCAAUCCACAGAUGAAAUGAAAAGAUUCCGCAAUCUUCAAAGACUCGUCACAAAAUAUGAUCGUCGAACAAGCCAAACCAUCGAGGAUCUGCUCUACAGUCCAAUUCAUGUGAAAAAAUCUGAACAAGAAACAGAACCAAUUGACGAAAACUUUGUGAAAUCGAAGAAAUUCCAGGAUUUUGUGAAACAAAUUCCUUAUAUGAAAGACAAAGCAACUGAGUUGAAGUAA